Oppiella nova is the source of this 1836-nucleotide messenger RNA. Lineage: Eukaryota; Metazoa; Arthropoda; Arachnida; Sarcoptiformes; Oppiidae. The record is from the annotation of a GenBank genome assembly.
AUGGCACCUGUGGUCGAGUGCUGGGAGGCGUUCAGCCGGUGCUGUCGGCUGUGCUCGCGGGCAGAGUUCGUCGAGACGGACACCAACCCCGACAUUAUGAAGAAACAAUGUUCGGGCGACGCCUCCGAGACGGCUAUACUCCGGUUCACGGAGUCCAUCAACGGCUCUGUCGCCGAAUACCGGCGCCAAUACCCCAAAGUGGCCGAAAGACCGUUCAGCUCGUCCUACAAAUACCAGUUCUCUAUACAUAAGAACUCUGCCCCUGGAGCUGAUGGAUCCAACUUUUUCCUGGUGAUGAAGGGCGCGCCGGAACGCAUACUACAGAUGUGCGGCACUUAUAUGGAGGCCAACGGACAGACACAACCCAUUGACGAGCGAUUCGUAUACGGCUUUGAGGAGACGUACCGCAGUCUGGGCUCAAAGGGCCUCCGAGUGCUCGCCUUAUGUGACUACGAGUUCACGCAAUUCCCGGCCAAUCAUAGGUUCAAUUUGGACGAAGAGAUGGGCUUUGAGCUGAAGAACCUGCGAUUCCUGGGUCUGGUCGCUAUGAUUGAUCCGCCCCGACCCACAGUACCCGACGCGGUGCGCAAGUGUCGCAGCGCCGGCAUUAAAGUAAUUAUGGUGACCGGCGACCACCCGAUCACCGCCCAGGCUAUCGCCAGAUCCGUCAACAUAUUCUCGCAUUCACACCGUCGGUCCACUCGGAUAUCCAUUCUGGCGACGGACGGCCAGAUCCGCAACAACACGGCCUCUAUAGUAGUGCCCGGAGAGGACCUCUUGGAGAUGUCGGACGACGAGCUCAGGGAUGUGCUCAACGACUACCAGGAGAUUGUGUUCGCGCGCACAUCACCGCAACAGAAGCUGAGGAUUGUGGAGAACUGCCAAUACUUGGGACAAAUCGUUGCCGUCACCGGCGAUGGUGUCAACGACUCGCCCGCACUCAAGAAAGCCAACAUUGGCAUAGCUAUGGGAAUCACCGGUUCAGAAGUAUCAAAACAAGCGGCAGAUAUGAUACUAUUGGACGACAAUUUCGCCACAAUUGUGAUCGGAGUGGAAGAGGGAAGGCGUAUAUUCGACAACAUGAAGAAGACGGUGUCCUAUAUUAUGGCGGGUAGUGUCACAACACUCUACCCGUUCAUAGUGUAUGUCAUAUUUGGCUUUCCAUUGGCCAUCGGCACAGUGACGGUGCUGUUGAUCUGUUUGGGCACCGAUAUGAUGCCCGCCAUAGCACUGGGCUAUGAAAAAGCCGAAUCAGAUAUCAUGCACUUAGCGCCCCGUAAUCCCAAGAUCGACAAACUGGUCACCGGUCAGCUUCUCCUCAGGGCUUACCUACUCAUUGGGCUCAUCGAGACGAGCGCCGGCUUUUUUGGCUAUUUCCUAACAUUCCUGAACUAUGGCUAUGGGCCCACAUAUCUGUGGCAGUCCAGAGCACACUGGGAGGACACUGCUAGGAAUUCCACCAAUAUUUAUGGUGAAGUCCAUAAUUAUGAGCAGAGAAUGGAGUUCCAGUACGAGGCACAGAGCGCCUACUUUAUUGUCAUAGUAGUCGUCCAAUGGAUUGAUGUCAUCAUUUGCAAGACUAGACGACUGUCUAUAUUCCAACACGGAUUCGACAAUCAUUUCCUCACAUUCAGCCUAUUCUUCGAGACAGCGAUGUCUGUGUUCUUCUGUUACACACCGAAAGUGAAUCAAGUGUUGAGUCUGAGACCAGUUCACGGUAUGGUUUGGUUGAGUGCUGUCCCCUUUUUCUUCUAUAUCUUCAUAUUUGAUGAGUUGAGGAAACUAUUUAUCAGAAGAUUUCCCUUUUCUUUCUUCUCCAAAGAGUUGAUUGUUUAA